Chilo suppressalis (striped riceborer) is the source of this 1154-nucleotide messenger RNA. The record is from the annotation of a GenBank genome assembly. Lineage: Eukaryota; Metazoa; Arthropoda; Insecta; Lepidoptera; Crambidae.
AUAAACUCAUCUCAAUUUUAGUUAGCUCUGUAUUUUAGUGGGUUCAACAUUGCUGUUGAAGAUGAAUAUAAAAAAAAUUAAGGUUCCUAAGUUUUUUAAAUCCGUGAAAUAUUGUUUAGGGGCGGUAAACUGUUUAUAUUUGUUAACCGGAAUCACUUUACUUCUCUGUGGAGUAACAGUACUAGUAAAAUUUAAGCAAUAUGAUCUGUUUAUUACACAAAAGUUCCACAAUGUGCCAUCUUUCGCUAUAGCUACUGGUACAAUAAUAAUAUUAUCUUCAGCACUCGGAUUUUAUGCAGCCAUAUCUCAAGAUUUCCACUAUGUGGCAGGGUACGUAGUGGUGUCUGCGGUGGUGUUAAUAUUUGAAGUGGCGCUAGUCACAGUCAGUUACGGGUUGUGGAACAAUGUCGCCACUUUGAUAAGGACCCCUAUGACUCAGACCAGGCUGCUCUAUGGAGAAAGGAUUGAGGUCAAUGCUGCUUGGGAUCGGUUGCAGACGGAAUUCGAGUGCUGCGGUGUGUCUGGCAGGCACGAUUGGCGCGUGGGCGAGGUGCCGGUGAGCUGCUGUCACAUAGACUACGGCACCGUGUCGCCGUUCUAUUGCACCCAGGCCAAUGCGUACACGACAGGCUGUGGCCGAGCGCUCGGCGAUUGGCUCUCCUUCAACGCUUAUUCGAUGGCUGUCACCUCCUUGGUUGUUAUCUGUUUUCAAGUACGUAUACCUCAGACGUAUACAAUUAGACGGACGACCUCCGUGGUCGAGUGGUUUGUACGCCGGGUUUCAUGGUGUCGCCGACUCGAGAGGUCCCAGGUUCGAAUCCCGGUGGGGGCAGAUGUUUGUGUGAUGAAUACGAGCAUUUGUACUCCAGUCAUGGAUGUUGUAGGCGACGCACCAUUAUUUUAUAGUAUUUAAUAUUUUAUAACACAAAAAAUUGUAAAAGAAAACCUUACUUUAAUUUUAACGCUCAUCUACUAAACGUAAUCGAAAACCGAUGUACUUGUUCAUUGACAAAUAAAGUAAUGCGCUGCCGAGGAGCUACCGCGUGAUUGGUGCUAAUAUCGGGCCUAACGCCCCACUAUGCCUCUGUUGCAUUUUCGGCCAUUACAAGUGAGCUCAACCAGUAUCUCUUCGAACGCGCCAUCUUUUUUCCGGC